ACUAAAUUUACUACUUAAGGUGCGUCCAAUUUGUUGUGAUUACAAUAUAAAAGCCGUAACAUUCUGGAUUAUAGACAUUAAUGAGCAAAGCUUAAACUUAACAACAUGAAGUACCUAGUGAUUUUCGUCGCAGCCUUCGUCUGUGUACAAGCAGUACAAUUGCCAUACAUUACAGUAACGGGUUCGUUGGAAUCCAGUGAGGAGGAAUACAAAAUCCUAUUGCCCGCAACUGGGCAACAAUCACUCAACUUACCUGGAGUUGGUGUCGUCAGUCGUCCUGUUGUGCAAGCGGUCAAGGUGAAAGUGCCACGUUUCGUGACUCCUGAAAUCAAACAGCAAAUUAUCGCGCAAACACUAGCGGCUAGGGGUAUAAACCUGCAAAACUUGGGUGCUCAAACUCCGCCUUUGGGAGCAGUCAAAACGGCACCGGCAGCAGCUCCAGUUGUAAGCGCAACCAAAGCUCCUGCCGUGGUUCCUGUAGCUGCGGUUAAAUAAUAAAUUUGAUUUUUGUAAUAUCUAUUUUUUGCUUUCAUACAAAAUUUAAAACUUUGUGCAAAAUUAUUUUGAAGUAUUAUGGAUAAUAAAGUGUUUUGAAAUUUAUUAAAAUUAA
Molecule: messenger RNA, 610 nt
Organism: Zeugodacus cucurbitae (melon fly)
Lineage: Eukaryota; Metazoa; Arthropoda; Insecta; Diptera; Tephritidae
Exons: 2
Coding region: 106-495 (129 amino acids)
Source: RefSeq, a predicted model, not a curated record